CCAUGUAUGAGUUGUCUUUGAGGAGUAUACUCAGCUCCCGCAGUCCAUGCUCCAGCGCUGGAUCUCGCUGGUGCUCGCCGUCGCAACGACGCGCACCAUCCGCCAGGACCUCAAGCGCAUUGAAGGACUGUAUGGACUGAAGAUUUUUCGGCAACACACGCGGCUUCUCAGGAGCGGCAGCUUCAUCGACGGUCGUUUGACAGCGUCUGGGCGUUCGGCAACGCGUUGUAUAUAUUGCCCACGCCACAGGCGCGGCCAGUGUGGCUGGCGUUCCGGACGCCGCUCGGGCAGCGUUGCACGCUUGCAUCAUAGCUUGGGGAUCGGUAGUGCGUUUUCUCGUGUGAUUUGAAAUGGGUGAGGAUCUCUUGUCAGGAUGCGGGCCUGAAAUGCCGAGCUGAUGGUGACCUUAUAUGGUUG
This is a messenger RNA of Microdochium trichocladiopsis, 417 nucleotides long. RefSeq lists its product as uncharacterized. The transcript has a single exon. The record is from RefSeq and is a predicted model, not a curated record. The coding region runs from base 47 to 349 and encodes 100 amino acids. NCBI's taxonomy places the organism in Eukaryota, Fungi, Ascomycota, Sordariomycetes, Xylariales, Microdochiaceae.